Molecule: messenger RNA, 6112 nt
Organism: Hipposideros armiger (great roundleaf bat)
Lineage: Eukaryota; Metazoa; Chordata; Mammalia; Chiroptera; Hipposideridae
Product: histone H2B type 2-E
Exons: 1
Coding region: 200-580 (126 amino acids)
Cellular component (GO): nucleosome
Molecular function (GO): protein heterodimerization activity; DNA binding; structural constituent of chromatin
Source: RefSeq, a predicted model, not a curated record
CGCAGGCAGAAUCCGCUCAUUUGCAUGAUCUCAUCCCCCUCCGCAGGAACCCCGCUGAAAACUCGCCAAUCGCAACGCAGCGUACUCACAGCCUUAAUUUGCAUACGGCCUCUAUAAGUAACCAGGCGCUUCCGGUAGCCUCGGUCCUGCUUGACGUGUUUGUGUGCCCUGCCUGCUCCGCUGCACGGUCCUUGUCGUCAUGCCGGAGCCGGCCAAAUCUGCCCCAGCGCCCAAGAAGGGCUCGAAGAAGGCGGUCACCAAAGCCCAGAAGAAGGAUGGCAAGAAGCGCAAGCGCAGCCGCAAGGAGAGCUACUCAAUCUACGUGUACAAGGUGCUGAAGCAGGUGCACCCCGACACCGGCAUCUCGUCCAAGGCCAUGGGUAUCAUGAACUCCUUCGUCAACGACAUCUUCGAGCGCAUCGCCGGGGAGGCGUCCCGCCUGGCGCAUUACAACAAGCGCUCGACCAUCACGUCCCGGGAGAUCCAGACGGCCGUGCGCCUGCUGCUGCCCGGGGAGCUGGCCAAGCACGCCGUGUCCGAGGGCACCAAGGCCGUCACCAAGUACACCAGCUCCAAGUGAGCCCCUUCCCGGGACGCGGCGCUCCUACCAGCGGCCGCUCGCUCGACCCCCCAAAGGCUCUUUUCAGAGCCACCCACCUUUCUCAGUUGAAAGGGGCUGCCCGCUCGCUCGUUCCCGUUUCCCCCUUGAACGUCUUGUCUACCUUGGGGAUGGCGGCUCGUGUAGCCCCGUCCGCAAGUACCUGCCUACCCCACGUUUGCUUGUGUUACUGGAUUCGGGAACUCGAAGUUCAUUUUGAAACCUGAAAACCAGCCUUUAGUGCUGGUGCUUUUUUGCCGAUUCCUACAUUUCAACUGCUACAAAGCCAGCCUUACUCAUGUGGUGGCGGUGUUUUCCCCCGAGACAUGUCACUCGGGGAAGCUUGUCCAGUUUCAAAGUCACGCACAGUAUUCGGGACUGCGGAGGUGAUCGUGCUCCACGGGCAGGGAAGCUACACUGUUUGGGUUUAAGCUAAGGACAUUGGUUGAGUAGAAAUUUUGGUCUCAACGCUUUGGGUUUUUUUAGGUAGUCAUGUGAAGAGCGAUUUCAUGGAAAAAACAUCAGUGAUUGGUUAGCGCAUAGCUAAUCGCUUGCCCACAGGAGAAGCAAGGAAACCAAUUAGGAAUCUGGUGCAGUCUUGCAGAUUUUUUUUUUUUUUAAAGCCAGGCUGUAGUUUAACGGAAAUGUGUCUCAACACCUUUCGUGUUAGAGAUAAUUUAUCACUUUUAAGAUUAGGAAAUACCAUUUUAACAAGUUUAGGGUGACAUCUGGUCCUGAAGUGAGAGUUAAUUCAACUAAAGGAUGUGCAAUUGUGAUCCUUUACAUUUCUCACAAGCUGCCCUGCAAUGAGCUGAACGAGUAUCGUCUGUAAUCUGUAGAUGUGUAUGAUUCUUCAAGUCUCGUCUCUGCAGACUAGCAGCAUCAACAUUACCUGAGAAUUUAAAAUUAAAAUUUCAGACCCCUGUAAUCUGGGUAAUUCUGAUGCAUGCUAAGGUGUGAGGACCACUGUGUAGUUUAGACAUGUUGCAUUGCAAUAGGGAUAACAAUGGAGAUGGUAAGAAAUCGGCAUUAUAUUGCGGAUGUAGAAUUGACAGAUCUUGCUGCGGACUAGGAUUUGGGUAAGUGAAACCUGUAGGGUUUUUGCAUGAGUCAAUUGGGUAGAUAGUCCUGUUUCUGUAAUUGUAACCUGGGUUUCAUUAAGGAAUCCACUUAAUUCCUUAAUGUAGGGUAGUUCUCAAGUGUGUUCAAUGUAGUCUUACCAGGGGACUUUAAAAAAUACUGUUGCCUGCUUGGGUGCCACCCCCAGAAAUUCCUAAUUAAGUGGUUUUGGGCACUGGAGGCAGAGACCAUGAGCCAGCCUAUAUACCUGGGAUAUUUUUAAAAAGCUCCCCAGGUGACUAAGGGGCUGUGAAGUUUGAGAACCACUGUCAAUAUGUGUUCCCCAGAUCUUAACAUUAAUCAGUUCAGGAAUCUAGACCAACCUGCUUAGCACAAACAUUUCAAAAAUGGAACUGAGUAGGGAAAUUUGGAUUGUGCUUAAUCUUUUUUUUUUAAAAAGUUUCUUUACUUUUAAGAGGGAGCAGCAGGAUGGGGUGUUCUGUGGAUAUGAAGACAAAAAUGUUUGUUUAUAGACACUCAGGAGGGCACAGCUGAUGGAGUGCAUGAGUGAAGUGAAACGCUCUUGGAGUUCAGCCAACCUCUGAGCCCUGCUGAACCUUUGAAAACCCAGUUAAGCUAAUUUGUCUGACACACUUUUAUGUAAACUACUUUGGAUCUUGCUCCAACUACACAUUUGGACUCAAUAUCCAAGUGUUAAUAUUUGACCAGCGCCAGAAAUUAAAAAAUGCAGAAUCUUAAGAAUUUUAAACUAAUUCCAUUAAAAAUUUUGUAUUAGUUUUUUAUGGUUGCCAUUAUAAAGCAUUGCAAACGGAGUGGCUCAAAAUAAAUGUGUUCUGCCACAGUUCUGGAGGCUACAAGUCUGAAAUCAAGGUGCUGGCAGGGCCCUGUCCAUCCAAAGGCUCUAGGACAGGAUCCUUCCUUGUCGUUCAGCUUCUGGUACCCCCAGGCUUUUUUCGGUUAUGACAGCAUAACUCCUACUUCUCAGUUUUCUUCCUGUGUGUUUGUACAUUUUAUGAAAAAGACCAUUCAUAUUGGAUUAGGGCUCACCCUAAUGGCUUCAUUUUAAUUUGAUUACUUCUGCAAAGACCCUAUUUCCAAAUAAAGCCGCAUUCUUAGGCACUGGGGUGUUAGACUUCAACAUAUCUUGUUGGGGAUACAGCUCAACCCGUAACAGUAGACAACAGCUGUGGUAGGCUGAAUAUGGCCCCAGAUACAUUCACAUCUAAAUCCCUAGUGUCUGUGUACUUUAAAUGACAAAGGGGACUUUACUGAUGUGGUAUGUGAGAUAGAGAGAUUACCCUGGAUUAUUUGGGUGGGCCCAAUGCAAGCACCAGGGUCCUUAUAAGAGAUUCAGAAGGAUCAAUGCAGAAAGAAGGUGAUGAAAGCAGAGACAUAAAAAUGGUACGAUGUUGGUUUUGAAAAUGGAGGAAGAAGCCAUGAGCCAAGAAAUGCCCCUCUAGAAGCUGGAAAAUGCAUAGGAAUGGAUUUUCCCCUAGAGCGUUAGUUAGGAGAGAGCAGAAUUUUGUUUUCCACUUGGUGAAACUGAUUUUGUACUUCUGAUCUCCAGAACUGUAAAGUAAAUAAAAUGUGUGUUUGAAACCACCAAAUUCAUAGCAGUUUGUUACAACAGCCAUGGGAAACUAAUACAGCAGCUCUAUAGGAUUUUUUUACAGUUGGAGAAAUUUGAACAUAAAUUGCAUAGUAAUAUUGAAUCAAUAAUUUUUUUAGGUAUAGUAAAUAGUAUUGUAGUUGUAUAGGAGAAUGCCCUUAUUUUUAAGAGAGACAUGCUGAAUAAAAAUAAAGUAUUUAGGGAGAAGUGGCAAGAUGUUUGCAACUUUUCAAAUUGUUCAGAAAAUGUAUGUGUAUACACAAAAGGUAAAGCAACUGAAGCAAAUAAUAGCAAUUGGUGAAUCUAGAUAAAGAUAUAUUUGUUCAUUGUACUUUUUUUUUCAGUUUUUCUGUAGGUUUGCAUUUUCAAAACAAAAAACUUAAAGUUUUUAAAAAGUGAUUGGUCUUUAAAAACUGGUACAGAAACAGCUUUCAUAGACAUUGAAUAUUGUUCCUUUUUAUUUUUUCAAAAACACGGUUAAUUGGUGAAAUUUCAGCAUAUGACCAUGAUUUUUCACUCCUUUAUAUUUAAAAAGCUUACCUAUGUUUGACAGUGAUCAUUCUUAUAUUAACUGAAACUCUGAGUGCUAUCCUUUGUUCAUGAUACUUGGCUAUAGUCAUUGGAGGUAAUGGUGACUUAGGUGAUUGAACGGGUCCAGGGAUGCCCAAAUAACAUUGAAUUAGACUUGUGGUUAUUCUGCCUUCUGAUAAUCUGAGGUUAAAACUGAAGUUGGAUAGGGGGACUUUAGUCAAAUACUGAAACUAAAGCUAAAUUAUUCCUGGGUGUGGGAGAGGGGAGGAACAUAUUUAGUCAUGUUGUAGUGAGUCCAAAUGUUUCCAGAAGGGCAGAUCACUUACAAAAGAGCAAGAAUCAGACUUGAUCAAUCUUACCUCUUUGUCUUUCCUGAACUCCAGAUUCUCAUAUUUCAUAUUCCCACUUGGGAAUUUGAUAUUUCCUGUUUGAUAUUUCUACUUGGAUAGCUACCAGGAGUCUCAAAAUUGUGUCCAAGACAGUACUCUUGGUUUUCCCCCUCUAAACCUACUUGUCACUCAGAUAAGCAAAUUGCACCCAUUUACAAGUCCAGUCUUACAAUUGAGAUAGAGAAAUUAUAGGCAGUCAGGGAGAUUGCCACGGUAGAGGUAAUUAGGGCGGAAACCAUAACAGAGCCAGAGGAAAUUAUUUUAGUAGCUGACAGAUAGGUUUCAGUCAUAGCACCCACCAGAGUGAGAAACUCAAGCGGGGGAGGAGGGGUUUUUUUCAAGCCUAUAACAAAGAAGUCAGAAGUUAGGGUUUGGUCUCCAGAAGGGGGAGGGAUUAAGACAGGUUAGUUAGCAUAACAUAUGGCAGUCUGGAAUGCCCAGGUAAAAUGCAUAUCUUCAAAGCUUAGGCCUUAUGAUAACACACCCCGGCCAGAGCAGAAACAUCAAUUCUGACAGCUGAGCUACUCCUAAAGUAAUGCAUCCCAGCCAAAUUAUGUUCUAGGACAAUUGGGCUAUUGGAAAAGCCCCCCUUCCAGGCUGAACAAAUCUGAUAAUAGUACCAAAAGACCGGCCAGCUCUUCUGCCCAGGCAUACAAGAAAAAAUAUAAAAGCAAAAGCUUUUUGCUUUAGCUAGUGGGCAUCCCAGUUUUGGGUACCCCCUCUCAUUUUGAGAGCUGUGACUUUAUGAUUUAAUAAACUGUCAUUUGCUGCAAACCUUACCUCUCUGCUCCGUUCCUCCAUUCUUUGGUUCUGCAAGGCCAUGAUCCCGGCACACAGAAUAAAAAAUAUCAGAGAUCCCACAUCACAAUUAGUCCUUAAUACCUCUUUCAGUCACAUUAUACAUUCAAUUAAUUUCAAAAUACAUCUUCUCAUCUCCACUGCUACUACCUCUGUCUCCUGAACAUAUUACUAUAGCCUUACUGAUUUCUGGGCCUCUACUCUUGCGCUCCUACAGUCUAUUUUCAACAUAUCACCUUGGGUGAGAUUUAAAAAACAUAAGUCAAAUAAUGUCAUUACUCCAAUCAAACUCCAAAGGCACUUAAUUUAUUAAUAAAAAUCUUUGCUAUAGCCUGUGAGGUCCUUCAAUAAACUACGUGAUCUGAACCUCAACUACCUCUGUGAUGUCAUCUCCCUGCAAGUCUUCCCUUUCCUCACUGCGCUUUAGCCCGUGGACUUAUUUCUUGAACUCCCCCCAAAACUGUUGUCUUCACACUUGCUGGCUUAAUACUUUGCCCUUCUCCAAGCUAUCCCAUGGCUAUCUUACUCUGUUCAGGCCUUUGUUCAAAUGUUAACUGAUCAGUCUUGUCAUCCACACACCACUCUAUUCUACUUUUAUGUCAUAACUGAUCAACCCGUUAAUAUUGUAGCUACAUGUCUUUCAUUUGCUUAUUUUCAGCAUCCGUCUACUAGAACGUAGCUUUAUGUGGAUAGGAACUUCUAUUGUUUACUGCUAUAUACCCAACGUGUUUUCUUUCAGAGUGCGAGGUUUUAUUCGCUCCCCCUCAUUGUAAAAGUAAUGUGCAGAAAUACUCAUGACAGAACCUAGAGCACAUUAUUCACACAAGGUAGACAAGACGUUCAAGGGGGAAACGGGAACGAGCGAGCGGGCAGCCCCUUUCAACUGAGAAAGGUGGGUGGCUCUGAAAAGAGCCUUUGGGGGGUCGAGCGAGCGGCCGCUGGUAGGAGCGCCGCGUCCCGGGAAGGGGCUCACUUGGAGCUGGUGUACUUGGUGACGGCCUUGGUGCCCUCGGACACGGCGUGCUUGGCCAGCUCCCCGGGCAGCAGCAGGCGCACGGCCGUCUGGAUCUCCCGGGACGUGAUGGUCGAGCGCUUGUUGUAAUGCGC